Molecule: messenger RNA, 2488 nt
Organism: Clupea harengus (Atlantic herring)
Lineage: Eukaryota; Metazoa; Chordata; Actinopteri; Clupeiformes; Clupeidae
Exons: 1
Coding region: 901-1827 (308 amino acids)
Source: RefSeq, a predicted model, not a curated record
AAGGACGGGAGCUAUCGGCCAAUAUUAGAUCUGCGUGUGCAGAAGAGAGCGCUCAUGCCGUUGAAGUUCAGAAUGCUGACUCCCCGCCGGCUAGUUCAGUUCAUAAGGCCAAACGAUUGGUUCAUUACGAUAGAUCUAAAGGAUGCUUACUUCCAUGUCUCAAUCCACCCCAAACAUCAGAGAUUUCUGCGGUUUGCGUUUGGAGGAAUAGCAUACCAGUUCCACGCACUCCCGUUCGGUCUGGCUCUGGCACCGAGGGUUUUUACAAAGUGCGUGGAAGCAGCCAAUUAUCUGGACGAUUGGCUACUUUGUGCUCGCUAAAGAGCAGCAGCGGUACAAGACUGCCAUCUAGUGGUGGCACACUUGGCUUUGUGAUAAACAAGGAAAAAAGCAUUCUGCGCCCAGGCCAAACCGCGCAUUUCCUAGGCAUGACUCUAGACUCCACCUCAAUGAAGGUCAGUCUGUCUCAGGACCGAAUAAAAGCCAUCGGAUCAUGCGUACAUCAGUUCGUCCUUGUGCUGCCAAAGACUGCUGGGCAUGAUGGCAUCAGCCGCAAUCACUCUCCCUCUGGGGAUGUUACGUAGGCAGCCUUUUCAAAUAUGGUAUCUCUCCUUGAAACUCAGUUCUACCAAGAACUCCAGAUGCAGGAGAGCCCUGGCAAUCUGGAGGACUCCGCAGUUCUUCACGGCAUCGGGCCCCAUGGGCAUUGUGAAGCGCCGCGUAGUGGUAACCACAGACGCCUCCACAAAAGGGCGGUCUGCAAGGGGAGAUAUGUGAACGGUUGCUGGUCUGCAGCAGAGGAAUGUAUUAGAACUGUGAGCGGUUUUCCUAGCGCUGCGGCACUUUCUGCCCACGUUAAGUGGUCGCCAUGUGUUGGUAAGGACGGACAACACUUCAGCCAUGGCAUACAUAAACCGCCAGGGCGGAGUGCGCUCUCCGUCGCUGUACCACUGGGCGAACCACCUGCUCCUGUGGGUGGCGGCUCACUUCCGUUCCCUCAGAGCAGUUCAUAUUCCAGGCCACCUCAACUACGGGGCGGACCUGUUAUCGAGGGGCGACCCUCAGGCGGCAGACUGGUGCCUCCACCCUCAGGUGGUGGAUCAGAUUUGGUUGCGUUUUUACAGGGCCCAGGUGGAUCUGUUUGCCAACAGACAGAACACCUGCUGCCCGCUCUGGUUCUCGCUGGGGGGCGACAACCCUCCACUGGGCGUGGACGCACUGAGCCACCAGUGGCCGAGCUUGCGUCUGUACGCGUUUCCCCCGGUCCCGCUCCUCCAGCAGGUGCUGUGCAGGAUAGCGGACGAGGGCAGAGAGUUGCUGUUAGUAGCCCAGUCAGCCGUGGUUGGCGGAUCUGAACAGAAUGUCAGUGCAACCGCCUUGGGAGCUGCCUCUUCGGAGAGACCUUCUAUUGCAGGCGCGCGGAACGGUCUGGCAUCCCCGGCCAGAGCUGUGGCAUCUCAGGGCCUGGCACCUGAAAGGAGCAGGCUCCUAGCCUCAGGCUUGUCAGACACGCUGGUGGCUACAAUACAGAGUGCUCGGGUGGUGUUGACCCGAUCUCUGUAUACGCUGAAGUGGCGCAGUUUCGAGCGGUGGUGUGUCGCGCAUCAACGCGACCCCGUCAACUGCACGCUGGGCGUCAUAUUAGAAUUCCUAAAGCAGUUGUUUGAUGAGGGGAAGGUGGCUUCCACUCUUAAGGUAUACCUGGCGGCCAUCUCAGCCUGCCAUAAAGGCAUCAAUGGCAAUUCCCCGGGCAGCCAUCCUCUAGCGUCACGCUUUAUGGCUGGAGGUACUGGUACUGAUCAGGGUCCCCGGAGUUGUUGGAUGUAGCUGGAAACAGUGUCGGUAUAUUCAUUUAUGUCCCCAUCUGCUGCCUCCCGAAAUAUCAGCCAGUCAGUGGGGUCAAAAUAGUCCUGGAGAGUCGCCACACUCUCGUCACUCCAUUGAUGGACUGUUCUUGCAACUGGUCUGAAAUGUUUUAGCUUUUGUCUAUUUGCGGGGAGGAGGAGAAUGGAGGUGUGAUCAGCUUUUCCAAAAGCAGGGCGGAGAAGGGGUUUGUAACUGCCCCGGAAUAGUGUAUAACAAUGGUCAAGGAUCUGGUCUCAACGUGUGAAGAAGUGCUGAUGGUAUUUAGGCAGGACCCUGUUGGCUCUGUUGAAAUCUCCAACAACAAUAAAGGCUGCAUCUGGGUGCACAUUCUCUAGACCACUGAUAAUUUCAUACAGUUCAUCCAAAGCAGUAGCCUUAUCUACUUGGGGGGGAAUGUAGACUACACUCAUAACGACUGCAGUAAACUCCUGCGGUAGAUAGAAGGGUCUGAUUUUUACAAUUAGCAGCUCAAGGGCCGGAUAGCAGUGAGAUGCUAAUACUGCUAUGUCUGUAGCCCAAAGUAAGUUAACCAUCAGUGUUGGGGAGUAACGGAAUACAUGUACCAGCGUUACGUAUUUUGAAUACAAAUUAUGAGUAACUGUAUUCCAUUACAGUUACAAUU